CCAACCCGGAAGCCAUAUCGUACCUCUCCCUGAUUUAGGAACGAACAAGGUCGAAGCAAACAUGCCAACCCCCGAAUCCGCCGCCUUCCUCGCCAAAAAACCCACCGUCCCGCCGACCUACGACGGCGUGGACUUCGAAGACAACGUCGCCGUACACAAUGCCCGUGACGCAAUCAUCCGCGAGCAGUGGGUACGCAGUAUGAUGAGCAGGCUUGUUGGCGAAGAAUUGGGCAAGUGCUAUGCGCGCGAGGGCGUGAAUCACCUCGAGAAGUGUGGGAAACUAAGGGAGAAGUACUUUGAGUUGCUGAGUGAGAGAAAGAUCAAGGGUUAUCUCUUCGAGGAGAAGAACUACUUUGCGACGAAGUCGACAUAGAUGGCCGGCUAAAUAACGAACACCAAAUGAAUUGGCGAAUAGAAGGGGUUUCCUGGAAAAUAUUUCACAGCAGGAUUGACAGGACCAAGGAAACGGUCCGAUUGUUCUUUUACUUUCCUCGUGUGU
This is a messenger RNA of Aspergillus nidulans FGSC A4, 499 nucleotides long. Its product is annotated as putative NADH-ubiquinone oxidoreductase 12 kda subunit. NCBI's taxonomy places the organism in Eukaryota, Fungi, Ascomycota, Eurotiomycetes, Eurotiales, Aspergillaceae. Bases 62 to 373 code for a protein of 103 amino acids. Gene Ontology annotation, cellular component: mitochondrial inner membrane. The transcript is spliced from 2 exons. The record is from RefSeq and is a predicted model, not a curated record.